Molecule: messenger RNA, 1707 nt
Organism: Labrus mixtus (cuckoo wrasse)
Lineage: Eukaryota; Metazoa; Chordata; Actinopteri; Labriformes; Labridae
Product: zona pellucida-like domain-containing protein 1
Exons: 1
Coding region: 95-1252 (385 amino acids)
Cellular component (GO): cell surface
Source: RefSeq, a predicted model, not a curated record
UCUACCAAACCUCAGCAGCAGCAGUACAGAGAGCAGAGUUAAGAUUUUUUUUGCAGAGAAGUUAAUACAUCUACGGCAAAGCUGAAGAAAUACCAUGAAGAUCAUUUUAAUUUUACUAUCCAUUAUAGCGAGAAGUACUCAACUUACGCUGAGUGACUGUGGCACAGAAGCAAGGCGGCCACAGGUGAGCGACAUCGCGGUGCAGUGUGGCACCGCAUCCAUUGGUCUGGCCAUUCAGAUCUGCCCAGUCGUCUACACUGGCUACAAUGAUACUCUUCUGAUCCUGAACCAUAUGUUGGACCUGCCCUGUAGAGCAACCCUUGACGAGUCUGUGAGUCCGCCUGUUGCUCGCUUUAACUUCCCUCUCAAUAUGACCCAUGCCUGUGGAAGCACAUUCAGGACCAGCAGUGCUGCUGGGACGGGUAUAUUCUCAGACUUUUCCAACAUUCAGACAGUGAACAUCAGCGGUGUUAUUCGCUCUGUCGAUCCUACAACAGGUGCGAUCACUUACAAUGCUGAGCUGAAGUACUACUACUCCUGUGCCUAUCCCCUUGAAUACCUAGUCAACAACACCCAGGUUGAUGUGUCAGCCUCCUCCAUUGCAAUCAAGGACAACAAUGGGAGUUUCAUCAGCACCUUAAGCAUGGAGCUCUUCAAGGAUGCCAACUAUACCAAACCACUGACCAUUCCAAGGCUGGGGAUUGAGCUGAGGACCAGCGUGUAUGUCGAAGUCAAGGCCACCAACUUGACUGGGCAGUACAACGUCCUCCUUGACCGGUGCUACGCCUCUGUCUCCGCACUGCCUACCAACUCCAGCUACUUCAACCUCUUUGUCCCCUGCUCAAAAGAUCGUUUCACCACCAUGGUCGAGAACGGCGACAGCCAGAGUGCCAGAUUCCGCUUCCCGGCCUUCCGUUUCAUCGAGCAGCAGAACGAGACCGUGUCCACCUACUACCUCCACUGCAUCACCCGGCUGUGUGAAAUCAGCACCUGCAGCACCUUCAAGCAGUGCAGCAAAAGACGGAAGAGGAGCUCCCUGGACACAUCUGUCGAUGGCAUAAGCAAGACGUACACCAUCACCUCUAAUGAGAUCAUCACCAAAGCUGACACCAAUGAAUCUAAAGAGAAGCCCCUUGUUGCUGAAGAAGAGGACUCUGCCGUUGGGCUUGGAGUUGCUGUUGGCAUCCUUGCCUUUGCUUGCAUUAUUGCCCUUUGUGUUUCAGCUGUGUUUUACAAAAGGCUCAGGACCUAAGGAGGCAUUCAUGUGCUUAAUGCAGAGUACUUGCCACAGGCCUUUGGGUAGAAUACUUUUUGAGGGGUACUGUGUUUGCUCAUUGAUUUUACUUUUCUAGUGGAGGAUAGGGGUCAGCUCAUCACUGCUGUGAGAUCUUUGUAUGUCUGUAACUAUAGCCCUACCUGUGUAUCACUCCUGGAGAGAUAGUUGGGAGAAUGGUCUGUCUUUUGAAGAUUCAGUAGAUCUAUUUGUUAGUGUUUAAAAUUACUAAACCUCCAAAUUGUCAGAUAAAAGCUAUAGGUGUUAUUGCAUGUCUGCACUUUAUAUGCUUUGACAAAAAAAAUAUAAAAAAGAAAUGGUAACUGGAGGAAGAAAAAAUAUCCAAAAACAUUACAGGGAUCCCAGACUGUUUAUGUGGAAUGACAGGUGUGUGGGGUGUUUUGAAAGAGAAGUCAAAGUACCUUUCAAAGUAU